AAGGGCUUCCUGCUUCGGGGAUUCUGUGAAUGUCACUGCCGUUUGCGACAAAUAUAAUUCUUUGAUCUUCGAGCAAUAUUGCGUCCCGGAUUCUUGCCCUGUCGUAUUUUUCUUCAUUGACCGGUGUUUCUUGAGGCGCUUAUGGUUGAAAAUUACAUAUUAUAAAUUUCUUCGGCACUUAAACGUUGCUUAUCAAGUUCGUGAGCAGCUCAUAUACAAUAUUGAUGGUGGAUUUCUUUUGCUCUUAACUAUUGGAGCGGUCGUUGCAGCGAUCGUUGCAGCAAGGCUUUUGUGCGUACCAUGUGUGUUUGGGUUUUUAAUCUAUAAGUUCAAUAGAAGACAUUUAUCCACCUUUGAUAGCAUAGAAGGUUUCUUGCAUAGUCAGAAUCAUCUUGUGCCUAUUAGGUACUCCUACUCGGACAUCAAGAAGAUGACAAAUGGUUUUAGGGACAAGUUGGGGGAAGGAGGCUAUGGUUGUGUAUACAAAGGAAAGCUCCGAAGUGGCCCUCCUGUAGCAAUUAAAAUUCUAAGUAAGCCGAAAGCUAAUGGACAAGAGUUCAUCAACGAAGUUGCUACCAUUGGAAGGAUUCAUCAUGCCAACGUUGUUCAGCUAAUUGGAUAUUGUGCUGAGAGAUCUAAGUGUGCUCUUGUGUAUGACUUCAUGCCUAAUGGGUCUCUAGAGAAGUACAUCUUUUCUCUAGAAGAAAAAUUGUCCUUAAGUUGUAAGCAAAUGUAUGAGAUUUCUCUCGGAGUGGCUCGUGGCAUUGGAUAUCUGCAUCAAGGUUGUGACAUGCAAAUCUUACAUUUUGAUAUAAAGCCUCACAACAUUCUUCUUAACGAGAAUUUCACUCCAAAACUUUCAGAUUUUGGGCUUGCAAAAUUGUAUCCAACAGAUAAUAGUACUGUGACAAUGACUGCAGCAAGAGGAACCUUGGGCUAUAUGGCUCCAGAGUUUUUCUACAAAAACAUCGGAGGUGUUUCCCAUAAAGCUGACAUUUAUAGUUUUGGAAUGUUGUUGUUGGAAAUGGCAGGCAAGAGAAGAAAUUGGAAUUCAUCAGCUAAUUCAAGCCAAAUUUUCUUCCCUUCAUGGGUUUAUGAUCAAUUCGCGGAAGGAAAAAACGUACAAAUUGGAGAGACCACCGAGGAGGAGAGUAAGAUGGUAAACAAGAUGAUGUUAGUGGCGUUAUGGUGUAUACAAAUGAGGCCUAGUGACCGUCCGUCGAUAAACAAAGUUGUUGAGAUGCUUGAAGGAAAUAUAGAAAUGAUUCACACGCCUCCAAAGCCUUUUCUAUAUUCACAAGGUACACAGGCCGAGAAUAAUGGAAUGAAUGAAAGGUUGCCCAAUCUGUCAGGUGCUUGUAUGGAUUCUCUCACCCUUGAUAUAAGUACUGGACGCUAAAUUCUCAAGACCAAACAUCCUGUAUUUACAAAUAAUGUUGGUUCCAUAUGAUUUCGAUUUGAUGGUUUUAGAAGACCGUGUGACUUGGUUUCGGAUCUGACAAGGGGAACACUGACGUUGUCUAUGUCAAGUUGUUCAAGAAUUGUUUCACUGUUUAUGUUAAUGGGAUCGAGAUUUGUCU
Messenger RNA from Rhododendron vialii, 1580 nucleotides. Its product is annotated as rust resistance kinase Lr10-like. Gene Ontology annotation, biological process: protein phosphorylation. The transcript is spliced from 6 exons. Gene Ontology annotation, molecular function: ATP binding; protein kinase activity. NCBI's taxonomy places the organism in Eukaryota, Viridiplantae, Streptophyta, Magnoliopsida, Ericales, Ericaceae. The record is from RefSeq and is a predicted model, not a curated record. Bases 431 to 1399 code for a protein of 322 amino acids.